UGCUACAUCAUGGAGAAAAACGAACAUCUGAAUGCCCUUGCAAAAGGAUUGAAAUCCACCGGAUUUUCGAUGACAUUUGAUCUCAAUUUUUAUUCCAAUGCUAAAAAAGCCGUCGAUGAAGGAUUCAAAGUUUUCUUAUUUGACCCGUUGGAAAAGCCCGUGACAUAUGGACCAAGUGAUGGCAUCAACAUGGUUCCAAGCUUGGCCACAUAUUUAAAUGUCAAACUAGAAAAGACACAAAGAAAAGCUCUCUAUACUCCAUGGCAUGGCUUAUAUGCGAACUGUCCAGAUUUGCCAUGGCAUUUGGAAAACGAAACGGACACUUAUGAGAGAAAGAAGUAUGAGUUUUACAUCGCGGCUGACCCCGUAAAUAUGUUCGAGAGUUAA
Molecule: messenger RNA, 387 nt
Organism: Uloborus diversus
Lineage: Eukaryota; Metazoa; Arthropoda; Arachnida; Araneae; Uloboridae
Exons: 4
Coding region: 10-387 (125 amino acids)
Source: RefSeq, a predicted model, not a curated record